Molecule: messenger RNA, 1667 nt
Organism: Vitrella brassicaformis
Lineage: Eukaryota; Vitrellaceae
Source: the annotation of a GenBank genome assembly
CCCCAGCCCCCAAGCUCGCCGCUAGUAAGCUCCCCCUUAAGUGACGCAGACCUUCAAGGCAAUGGAGACGUACAAGAAGAUCCGCUGUUGCGGCGGCUGGGUGCACCGAUGCAAGCAUGUGUCGAAGGUGCUUGGCAACCUCGAGAUGAACUUCACCGUCUUCACGCCGGCGGCUGCGGCGGCGGGAUCGCCCGUGCCGCAGAUCUACUGGCUCAGCGGACUCACAUGCACCGACGAGAACUUCACCACCAAAGCCGCUGCAUUCAAGAAGGUAGUUAUGUACACGAGAUGACGCCACAUCACAUGGGGAGUGCAUCUCUGCCUUUGUGUGUGCAGGCGAAUGAGUGCGGUGUGGCGCUGGUGAUCCCUGACACGUCGCCUCGUACGAUGGAUGCGUCAAAAUCCAGCCCGAGGCCGUGGUGUGGAUGUGCUGUUUGUGUUUUGGUGGUUCAGGUGGCGCCAAGAUUCCCGGAGAGGACGACUCUUAUGACUUCGGCUCGGGUACGAGAUGAAAGGACGUGACUGCUCUCUCGCCCUUGACCGCAUCAAUCGGUCCUGCCCCACUGCCUGCCUGCUGUAGGUGCGGGCUUCUACCUCAAUGCAACCGCAGCACCCUGGUCCAAGAACUACCAGUAAGUGCGCACACACAGUGUUGCCGCCAGCAUGCAAUGCAUGUAUUUCUGCCGUUGUGUUUGUUUAGCAUGUAUGACUACAUCGUGAGUGAGCUGCCGGCGCUGGUCAACGGCAACUUCCCCGUCAAGCCCGACAAAGUCGCCAUCAUGGGACACUCAAUGGGAGGUGAGUUAGUGGCAGGUUCUGUCCGUCCAUCAUGGACUUGUCCGCCUUCACCCUUGCUGCUUGUGUGCAGGUCACGGCGCCCUCACUAUUGCCCUCAAGAACCCCGACAAAUACAAGGUGGUCACCAUUAAUGCAUUCACACAUCGAACGACCGACGCCCAUGUGCUGUGCGGCCCUGUCGUCCGGUCCGUGAGUGUCUAUAGAGUGCGUCGGCAUUUUCGCCCAUCUGCAACCCCAUCAACUGUCCCUGGGGCCAGAAGGCCUUCAAGGGCUACCUGGGAGACGAUACCGACGCCUGGAAGGUAUGUGUGUGUGUGUGUGGCUCGCAGGACUGGAAAGAUCUGAUGGAUCUGUCUGUCUGUCUGUCUGUCUGUCUGUCUGUCUUCGUUUCGUUCAGAUGUACGAUGCUGUUGAGUUGGUCAAGGGCUACUCUGGCCCCGACCUCCACUUGCUCGUUGACCAGGUUGGUCAGCUACGCCUCCACACACACACACACACACACACAAACGAAGAACGGACCGCAUAGCACAGAUCUGUACAUAUUGAUGUGUUCCUGUCUGUUAUCGCAGGGCGAUGCCGAUGAGUUCCUGCAGGAGCAGCUGAAACCCGAAGCACUGCAGGUGAGGUGGGCACACAGACAGAACAGACAGAAGGGGUGCACUGUGUGUGUGUGUGUGUGCGCAGGCCGCGUGCCUUGCUACGAAGGGUCUGUCGCUGACGCUGCGGAUGCAGGAGGGCUACGACCACAGCUACUUCUUCAUCUCGACCUUCAUCGACGACCACAUCCAGCACCACGCACACCACCUCAAUUAAGUGAAGUGAAUAUAUGAGGUCGGGAGGGUGACAGCGCGAGCACUAUCACAAUUAGC